GGGGGGCCCUGGGGCCACGGCCGCCAUCCAGGGAGCCCCCGGGGCUGAGGUCGGGGCCAUGUCAACAUUGGCCCCCCUGCGCCUGCUCCGUGAGCCCUGGAACGCCAGCAAGGGCAACCAGAGCAACGCCACGGCCGGGGCUGGAGGCGCCUGGUGCCAGGGGCUCGACGUGCCCAACGAACUCUUCCUCACGCUGGGGCUGGUGAGCCUGGUGGAGAACCUGCUGGUGGUGGCCGCCAUCCUAAAGAACAGGAACCUGCACUCGCCCAUGUACUACUUCAUCUGCUGCCUGGCCGUCUCCGACAUGCUGGUGAGCGUCAGCAACCUGGCGGAGACGCUCUUCAUGCUGCUGAUGGAGCAUGGCGUGCUGGUGAUCCACGCCAGCAUCAUCCGCCACAUGGACAACAUCAUCGACAUGCUCAUCUGCAGCUCCAUCGUGUCCUCCCUCUCCUUCCUAGGGGUGAUCGCCGUGGACCGCUACAUCACCAUCUUCUACGCCCUGCGCUACCACAGCAUCAUGACGCUGCAGCGGGCCGUGGUCACCAUGGCCAGCGUCUGGCUGGCCAGCACCGUCUCCAGCACCGUCUUCAUCACCUACUACCGCAACAACGCCAUCCUCCUCUGCCUCAUCGGCUUCUUCCUCUUCAUGCUGAUCCUCAUGCUGGUGCUCUACAUCCACAUGUUCGCCCUGGCCCGCCACCACCUGCGCAGCAUCUCCAGCCAGCAGAAGCACCCCGCCGUCUACCGCACCAGCAGCCUGAAGGGAGCCGUGACGCUCACCAUCCUGCUGGGCGUCUUCUUCAUCUGCUGGGGGCCCUUCUUCUUCCACCUCAUCCUCAUCGUCACCUGCCCCACCAACCCCUUCUGCACCUGCUUCUUCGGCUACUUCAACCUCUUCCUCAUCCUCAUCAUCUGCAACUCGGUGGUCGACCCCCUCAUCUACGCCUUCCGGAGCCAGGAGCUCCGGCGGACGCUGCGGGAGGUGGUGCUGUGCUCCUGGUAGGCACCGGGACGGACAGACGGACAGAUGGACGGACAGACGGACGGACAGACGGACGCGUCCCUCCCCGACCCGGCCGGGUGCCGGGGGGGCUGCCCGGCCUCGCGGUACCGAAUAAAGGCUCUUUGCAGUG
Molecule: messenger RNA, 1133 nt
Organism: Anas platyrhynchos (mallard)
Lineage: Eukaryota; Metazoa; Chordata; Aves; Anseriformes; Anatidae
Gene: MC1R
Product: melanocortin 1 receptor
Biological process (GO): G protein-coupled receptor signaling pathway
Cellular component (GO): membrane
Molecular function (GO): melanocyte-stimulating hormone receptor activity
Source: RefSeq, marked provisional